CCCUGAACACCCCCGCCGGCAUACCUCCGCGAACCACGCGUGGGGUUAGUUGUUUCUACGCUCGGUUCGCGAUAGCAUGUCGCGUGCCAUUCAUAAUGGAUUCUGUCUAUCUGUCUGCGCGUGUCGACCGUGUUUCUGCACAACUUGCACAACCCAAUGAUGUCUCAAGCAAUGCCCUGGACCGAUGGCGCAAUCAUCGCGAACACACCGCCGCGCCGACCUCGCAGCCAACUCACCAGCAUCUUCACAACUCCUGACAGUCAUAUCACAAUCGCUAAUUCUGCAUGAUACCGUUGUACUGAACGUCGAAUAUACAACAACACCCACCCAUCAUGUGUAGAUUCAUGGUCUACAAAGGCAAGGAUGAGAUACUCCUCUCAGAGCUCAUUCUAAACCCCUCCCAUUCCAUCCUCACACAGUCCUUCGACUCGCGCCUCCGUCUAGACAGGCGCCGCCCGCACAACGGCGACGGCUUCGGCAUCGGCUACUACACGUCGCCCUCCCUGGGCCUCACGCCCUGUGUCUUCACCUCCACGAUUCCAGCAUGGAACUGCAUAAACCUCUCGCGCAUCGCCUCCAAAACCACAUCCUCGCUCAUCUUCGCCCACGUGCGCGCCACAACUGAAGGCAACCUCAGCGACAGCAACUGCCAUCCGUUCUCCUACAAGUCCCUCAUGUUCAUGCACAAUGGCGGCAUCGGCUGCUGGAAACAAAUCAAACGCCGGCUUGCUAUGGGCCUGGAUGAGAAGUGGUUCAAUGUUGUGGGUGGUUCAACAGACAGUGAGUGGGCGUUUGCUACAUUCUUGGAUUGUUUAGAUAAAGCGGGAAUAAGCCCGGACAAAGAGGUGGAGGCUGGUGUGGGCUUUGGACAUACGGUAUUGAGGAAAGCGAUACUGAAGACGAUUGAACGGCUCAACGGGUUCAUCAGGGAUGUUGUUGGGGAACAAGGGGGUGGGGUUGGGGAGGAAGAUAGUAGGAGUCUGCUCAACUUUGCUGUCACAGACGGUGUUAGUGUUGUGUGCUCGCGGUAUGUGAGUAGCAAGACGGAUGAGGCGGCGAGCUUGUUCUUUAGCAGUGGGACGAGUUGGAGGGAACUCAAUGGCCAGUCGGUGGGCUCGGAUGCUGGUGCGAGUUCUGUGGAUGAUGAGGAUAGGGAGAGGGACUAUGUUAUGGAACGCAGGGAUAAGGGAAGUGAUAUUGUGCUGGUGGCUAGCGAGCCGUUGACGUUUGAACGGGAUAACUGGGUCACGGUUCCAACAAACAGUACGCUCACUAUCUCCAAGCAAACUGUUAUGAUUCAUCCUAUCGUCGAUGAGUUCUAUAGCCCCAAUCCGGCGCAUGAGCGCAGUGCGAACUUUGCGCAGGCGAAAGGGCAGACGGUUACGGGGAGUGAUAAGAGGGUCUUAGGAGGUGUGGGAGAGGUAUCUUAGGUACGAUUUCAUGCUUGUGGAAGUGACUACACAAUGUGAUGCUAUCACAGCAUAUACUGGUGCUUGUUGA
Alternaria alternata is the source of this 1500-nucleotide messenger RNA. Its product is annotated as N-terminal nucleophile aminohydrolase. The record is from RefSeq and is a predicted model, not a curated record. Bases 333 to 1430 code for a protein of 365 amino acids. NCBI's taxonomy places the organism in Eukaryota, Fungi, Ascomycota, Dothideomycetes, Pleosporales, Pleosporaceae. The transcript has 4 exons.